Molecule: messenger RNA, 966 nt
Organism: Lodderomyces parapsilosis
Lineage: Eukaryota; Fungi; Ascomycota; Pichiomycetes; Serinales; Debaryomycetaceae
Exons: 1
Coding region: 1-966 (321 amino acids)
Biological process (GO): small GTPase-mediated signal transduction
Molecular function (GO): GTP binding; GTPase activity
Source: RefSeq, a predicted model, not a curated record
AUGACUUCUACGAAAGAUAUAUGUCCACUGUUUCCCCAACCUCCUGAAUAUACCUCUGCCGAUACUCAAGGAGAACAACGAGAGCAAGGCCAAAAUGAAUCAAAGCGUUUGAAAAUUUUUGAAUACGACGAACCAGUUACACCAGUUUAUUAUCAAAGAAAGGAUGAAGCACGAUCCUUUUACACCGCUAGGAUAUUUGUUGCAGGAGAUGUCGGUGUCGGUAAAUCCACAUUGAUGCAGGCUUACAUGGAUUAUAAUGAGUCAGGAAAACAACGUAGUCGUCGUGUUAAUGCUUGUUAUAUGAGGAUGAAAGGACCUUAUACUAUGCCCUUUUUAUUGAAAUUGCUGCAUGCAAGUAUCAGGGGAAAUAUUAAGGAGCUUUGUCAACAACAAACACUUUCUGUUGCUGAGGAUUGGAUCCUAUUAUGUUUUGCCAAAGACAAUCUUGAAAGUUUGCUCAAUAUAAAAAAUAUAUGGUACCCCAUGUUAAAACUGCUGGUGUACUCAAGAAAAGUUCCCAUCAUUCUCGUUGGUACAAAAUGGGACAAAGUCAGCCACAUACCGGAAGGUCUCGUAUUGCAAGUUGCUAAAGAAAUCGACGCUAUAGCACUUAUUCAAAGCUCAUCGUGGGAAAAUCGACAUGUUCGUACCGUAUUUGACGUUCCUCUUCAAUACUUACACGAAGAAUGGACAAGUGGAUUGAAUAAGAUUUAUGAAAAGAGUUUAGAACCAGAAUCAUUUGAGAAAAGAGUGUUGAAAGGGGAGGGGCUGGAAAUUGAGUUCGGCAGGGAAUGUCAAGUUUUCCCCAAAAGUCAAGACCAAACAAAAGUGGAUCGGCUAAAUUCCAAGCUUCUGGAACGUGAAAAAGGGUUCGGUAAACAGCACCUAACGGUAAAUGCAAAUGGAGAAAAACCACCGAUCAAUGCUCAAAAGAGGAAGAAUAAAGACACUUGUGUCGUAGUGUAG